AAUAAUUACAUUUUCCAAGAAAAGUUCGAGCGUCCCACAAAAGCUUUUAAGCUAAAUUAUUGAUAUAAAAAGAAACUUUUUCCAUGCUUAUUUAAGUACUUAUUACCCCUCAAACGCAGCCAUCAAUAUUUCAUUGGCAUAUCAUAAUUCAUAAUUCAUACCAUGGAGCCUGCAAAUAAUUGUCUUCUUCUUCUAUUAUCAUUUUCUCUUCUAUUUUUCUUCAUACCGGCGGCAAAUUGCUCGCUGGAUUCUUUCCUCUACGGCGGCUGCUCACCGUUAAAAUAUACACCCGACUCCCAGUACGAGUCAAACCUCAACUCACUCCUCACCUCCCUGGUCAACUCAGCCACCUACUCCCCCUACAACAAGUACGCCAUCAUGGGACCCACCCCGCACGACGUCGUUUACGGGCUCUACCAGUGCCGGGCCGACCUAGCCAUGCCCGACUGCGCCACCUGCGUGGCCCGAGCCGUGACCCAUCUCGGCCCGCUCUGCUCCCAGACCUGCGGCGGCGCCGUGCAGCUGGAGGGCUGCUUCGUCAAGUACGACAACGCGUCGUUCAUCGGGGUCGAGGACAAGACGGUGGUGAUGAAGAAGUGCGGCCCGUCGGACGGCUACACCGCCGACCAGAUGGGCCGCCGCGACGCCGUGCUGGCGGGGCUGAACGGGGCCGGCGGCGCGUACAGGGUCGGCGGGUCGGAGGACGUUCAGGGGGUGGCGCAGUGCGUCGGGGACUUGAGCAACGGGCAGUGCCAGGACUGCUUGACGGAGGCGAUACGGCGGCUGAAGGCGGAGUGCGGCGGCGCUGUGUUCGGGGACAUGUUUCUCUCCAAGUGCUACGCGCGGUACUCCACCAGUGGGGCCCACGCUUAUACGAGGUCAAACGACCACGGUUCCUCCCAUAGCGAUUCGGAGAAGACAUUUGCAAUCAUAAUUGGAUUAUUAGCUGGGGUUGCACUGCUAAUCAUCUUCCUUACUUUUGUAAGAAGGAUUUUUGGGGGAAAUGGUAAAUAAAUAAAGAAAUUAAAGGGGGGGAAAUUAGCCACCCUUUUGAACCUGAUUUACUUUAAUUUGCCUUUUCAUUUCUGUCCGAAAAGGAAAAAACUUUUAUGUAAGAAAAAGAUAAAUACAAACUUAGUAGAGAAGGGAUUGUAAUUUAGGCAAUUGUCAUUUCCACCCCUUCUCCACUUAACAAAGUUUGCCUUGUCUAAUGUGAAGAAACUAAAAUGGUAUAUUCUUUGUUUCACAAUUAAACUACAUUUGAAUAUUAUCUUUAUGUAAUUUCUCCUUUCUAGUAAUACAAUUGUAUUUUUAAUUGGGCUAA
Erythranthe guttata (spotted monkey flower) is the source of this 1324-nucleotide messenger RNA. It is a transcript of the gene PDLP7, whose product is annotated as plasmodesmata-located protein 7. Gene Ontology annotation, cellular component: plasmodesma. The record is from RefSeq and is a predicted model, not a curated record. Lineage: Eukaryota; Viridiplantae; Streptophyta; Magnoliopsida; Lamiales; Phrymaceae.